Talaromyces stipitatus ATCC 10500 is the source of this 468-nucleotide messenger RNA. Its product is annotated as monocarboxylate permease, putative. Gene Ontology annotation, cellular component: fungal-type vacuole membrane. The record is from RefSeq and is a predicted model, not a curated record. Bases 1 to 468 code for a protein of 155 amino acids. Lineage: Eukaryota; Fungi; Ascomycota; Eurotiomycetes; Eurotiales; Trichocomaceae. The transcript has 3 exons.
AUGAGUCUCAACGAUCUGGUAGCAUUUGAUGAGAAGCCGGCCGAAACCAAAGCUUUGGAUGGCGUAUUACAAACUACAGAUGAAGAGAACAACGAUAAGAAUGGAGCUUCCACUCCGAAGGAAUCAACCCAUAGCGUACUACUUGCUCAGGGAUUCUGUGUCGGAAUCGGAUGCCGAUUAACGUGUGUCCUUAGUACUGCUAUUCUCUCUCAGUAUCUCAGCACCAAGAUCGCAACUGCUGUUGGAUUUACAAGCGCCGGCAGCAGUUUUGGCGGUAUCAUCUAUGCAAUCGUCUUCCACAAAUCCCAACCCAGCAUCGGUUUGCCCUGGGCCACUCGAGUAAUCGGCUUCGUGAUCCUCGCGACACAACUCAUUGCCGUCACCGUAUACAAAGUCCGAGUUCUACCGGAGAACAAGCGCGCCGUCAUAUAUUCGCAGCUUUCAGGGAACUGGUAUACAUUAUCUUAA